This is a messenger RNA of Neoarius graeffei (lesser salmon catfish), 2531 nucleotides long. RefSeq names its product sodium- and chloride-dependent GABA transporter 2-like. NCBI's taxonomy places the organism in Eukaryota, Metazoa, Chordata, Actinopteri, Siluriformes, Ariidae. The transcript has 16 exons. The coding region runs from base 157 to 2043 and encodes 628 amino acids. Gene Ontology annotation, biological process: sodium ion transmembrane transport. The record is from RefSeq and is a predicted model, not a curated record. Gene Ontology annotation, cellular component: membrane.
CGUGUGGUUUGAUUUACGUCUGUCCUCGUGCGCGCUGCCUUUACUCUCAUCUUGAACUUAAUCCAUGCGCAUUCUUCACGUUUCCACAGAGCACGCAAGCUCCAGCGGGAAUCUCUGUUUUUGGUGCAACUUCAGUGUGACAGAAAGAUAGUCAUCAUGCCAGAGGCUAGAAGAGGAGAUGCCACAAUCAAGACUGCUGAGGAUCCUCAGAUAUGUACCGAGAAGGGCAAAGGAACAACAGCAGGGCAGAGAGAGAAGUGGGCCAACAAGACUGAGUUUCUGCUGUCCAUGGCUGGUGAAAUCAUUGGCCUGGGCAAUGUAUGGCGCUUUCCUUAUCUCUGCUACAAGAAUGGAGGAGGUGUGUUCUUCAUUCCUUACUUUGUCUUCCUCAUCUUCUGUGGCAUCCCUGUCUUUUUCCUGGAGACUGCAUUGGGUCAGUACACCAGUGAAGGAGGAAUCACAGCCUGGAGGAAGAUAUGUCCUAUGUUUGAAGGAAUUGGCAUUGCAUCUCAAGUUAUCGUCAUCUACCUGAACAUCUACUAUAUUGUGGUUCUUGCCUGGGCAGUCUUCUACCUCUUCAGCUGUUUCCAGACCACAUUGCCUUGGAUUUCCUGUGCCAAUGAAUGGAACACAGGAUUUUGUCACGUGUAUAACCAAAGCUCUGGCCUGCACAGGGCAGAUGCUGACUGGUCCUUCCUGUACAAUGAAACACACAAUGACAGCAUGUUCAGCCUCUCUGAACCAUACAAGGUUGUCUCUCCAGAGGAGGAAUUCUGGCUUUAUCGCGUGCAGAGGGUAUCCAGUGAUGAUUUCCUGGGUGCACCACACUAUGACCUGACAUUCUGUCUUUUGCUUGUCUGGAUUAUCUGUUACUUUUGUAUCUGGAAAGGAGUUAAGACUACAGGCAAAGUGGUCUACUUCACAGCCACGUUCCCAUAUGUCAUGCUGCUGAUUCUAUUUUUCCGAGGAAUCACUCUACCUGGCGCUGGACAAGGAAUCAGCUAUUAUCUGUACCCUGAUGUCUCCAAACUCGCCCAUGCUGAUGUCUGGCUUGACGCAGGGACACAAGUGUUUUUUUCCUAUGCUGUGUGUCAGGGUGUCCUCACCGCUUUGGGAAGCUAUAACAAAUACCACAAUGACUGCUACAAAGACUGCAUCACUCUCUGUGCCCUGAACAGUGGCACCAGCAUCUUUGCAGGCUUCGCUGUGUUCUCUAUCCUGGGCUACAUGUCUUAUGAGCUGUCUGUGCCUAUGAACGACAUAGUAAGCUCAGGUCCAGGCUUGGCGUUUAUAGCAUAUCCCAAAGCCCUGUCUCUCCUCCCAGGCCCUCAGUUCUGGUCUGUCCUUUUCUUCCUGAUGGUCCUCUUCCUCGGAUUAGACAGCCAGUUUGUGUGUGUGGAGAGUCUUGCUACAGCACUCACCGAUGUUUUCCCUGGAAUUCUGAGGAAACCAAAACGCAGAGAGAUUCUGGUGUUGCUCAUUGCCGUGGUCUGCUUCCUGUUAGGCCUUCCUCUGGUCACUCCGGGUGGGCUCCACCUCUUUAAGCUGAUCGACAUGUAUGGCCCCAGUGGAACAAAUCUGCUCUUCAUCGCCAUCUUUGAGACAGUUAUCAUUGCCUGGGUGUAUGGUGUGGACCGUUUUUUUGAUAACAUCGAGGACAUGAUCGGAUAUCAUCCCAUAUAUGUGCUGAAGUAUUGCUGGCUCUUCAUCACCCCAUUAAUCUGUGGAAUCACACUUUUGUAUGAUCUGAUCAGCAGUCCACCCCUCAGCGCUGUAACAGACUUCAUACCCAGAUGGGGUUCUGCAGUCGCUGCACUGCUCACUCUCACACCAAUGAUCUGCAUCCCCAUCUUCAUCGUGGUCGCUGCUAGCAGGGGUCGUGACAUGACCUCACCCUCUGCUGACCUGCAACAACGCAACCCAAACAAGCCUCGGCUAACGCUGUGUGAGUAUGUCAUCACUGAGGGAGAGAAGCUUUCUUACACAGAGGGAGAAAAAAGUGUUGAGGAAAAAGCCCUUAAGGAGGACACCACUGACAUGUAAGCUGAAGUAUGACCAUGCAAAGUGAAGUAUGACAUCGGCAGAGGGUUCUUGAUCACAUAUCUGGAUGGAUACAGAAACUAGAUAAUGAAACCUCAUAAAUGAGUUCACAAAUGCAAGAAACUGAUGCUGAUCAACAGCAUAAAAUUCUGGUCAGUUUUUCCCCUCUCUCUUUUUCUAUGAACAACACAAGCUCAUUUCAUAAAUAUAUCUUUUGGGUAAGGAUUGAUUAAAGGUGGACCUGAGAUUUCAGUGACCAGCACUGAUGACAUAGCUGUCCAUAAUACAGUUAAUCUGGUGUCAUAUUUUAUAUUUAAUCUCAUGGGACUCGUCAGUAUAUCAUCUUUAUCAAUUGUGACUGAGCCACAAUUGAGUGUAGUCAUUUUUAUAUGCCAUUUGUAUAGUUUUGUAAAACAGUGUGCUACAAUUAUCUAUAUCUAUUAUCUAACUACAGUGGUGCUUGAAAGUUUGUGAACCCUUUAGAAUUUUCU